Phragmites australis (common reed) is the source of this 1967-nucleotide messenger RNA. RefSeq names its product xyloglucan galactosyltransferase KATAMARI1 homolog. Gene Ontology annotation, molecular function: glycosyltransferase activity. The transcript has a single exon. The record is from RefSeq and is a predicted model, not a curated record. Lineage: Eukaryota; Viridiplantae; Streptophyta; Magnoliopsida; Poales; Poaceae. Bases 146 to 1732 code for a protein of 528 amino acids.
AUCUUCGCCUGACCUUGCUCACUUCCUAGUAUAAGAAUCACGAGCACGCAACCCAGCACAGUAGAUUGCCCAAUAAUCAUGCCCUUGUAUAUUAGUUAAUGAUAUGUUAAUAAACUAGUAAGACGAGGAAGUACUUGACAUCUGUAUGUGUUUAGAUCAACUGCAAAACAAAGCUACGUACCGAGCUAGCUGCACUUGCAAACCGAUGAAGCCCACCAGCACCGUCGCGUUAAGCUUCCAGAAAGACGCCGUGGACGCCGCUGCCAAGCCCGACGGCGGCACCAGUGGCGUGCUCCGGUCGUGUCGGAUAUGCUACGUCGCCAUUCUUUCCACCACCUUCUGGGCCGUGGCGUCCGUCUUGUCCAAGCCGUCCGCAUUCUCCCUCCCCCUGCUGUCCAGAGUCACCAUCGCCCGGCUCCCUACACUGGAGCAGCCGCAGCCAGUGAUCACGGGGCAAUCAGCGUUUCCGUCGCCGUCGGCAGCGGCCGCGCGGGAGAACAGCAGCGGCACGGUGCCGGCCGACCGUUGCGCGGGGCGGUACAUCUACAUGUACGACCUGCCGCCGCGCUUCAACGACGACAUCGUCCGCGGCUGCAGGACGCUCCGGCCGUGGAUGGACGUGUGCCCGUAUGUGGCCAAUUGCGGCAUGGGCCAGGCGCUGGACGACAAGGGGGACGGCGUCUUCCCGGGCCGCGGCUGGUACGCCACCGACCAGUUCAUGCUCGACGUCAUCUUCCACUACCGGAUGAAGCGCUACGAGUGCCUCACCGGUGACCCCGCCCUCGCCGCCGCCGUGUUCGUGCCGUUCUACGCCAGCCUGGACGGCGGGAGGCACCUCUGGAACAGCACCUCGACGCGGGACGCGCUCGCGCUGGACCUCGUCGCGUGGCUGGCGCGGCGCCCAGAGUGGCGCGCCAUGGGCGGCCGCGACCACUUCUUGGUUGCCGGCCGGACCGCGUGGGACUUCCUGCGGAAGACCGACGCCGACGAGGAGUGGGGCACCAAGCUGCUCAACCUCCCGGCCGUCCGGAAUAUGACGGCGCUCGUCCUGGAGACCAGCCCGUGGAACGGGACCAACCUCGCGGUACCUUACCCGACGUACUUCCACCCCGAUACGGCCGCCGACGUGCGCGCCUGGCAGGAGAAGGCGCGCAGGGCGGAACGGAGGUGGCUCUUCUCCUUCGCCGGCGCGCCGCGCCCAGGGAGCAAGAAGACCGUCCGAGCGGAGAUCAUCCGGCAGUGCGGCGUGUCGAGCCGCUGCAGACUCUUCCACUGCACGAAGUCGUCCGACUGCGAGUCCUCGCCGGGCCGCGUGAUGCGCGUCUUCGAGAGCUCCAGCUUCUGCCUCCAGCCGCGCGGGGACACGGCGACGCGGCGGUCCACGUUCGACGCCGUCCUGGACGGCUGCAUCCCGGUGUUCUUCCACCCCGACUCGGCGUACACGCAGUACGCGCUGCACCUCCCGAUGGAUCACCCCGAGAGGUGGUCAGUGCUCAUCAUGCACACCGACAUGACCGGACCCCGGAACGUCAGCAUCGAGGAGACGCUCAGCAAGAUCCCGCCGGAGGCAGUGAUGGCGAUGCGCGAGGAGGUGAUCGGGCUUAUCCCGAGGGUGGUGUACGCGGACCCGAGGUCGAGGCGCGUGGAUUUCAGGGACGCAUUCGACGUCGCGGUGGAGGCGGUCGUUGAACGCGUGGCCAAACGGCGGCGGCACGACGAUGAGGAACGCUGAUGCACCGGCUGGCUAGCUAGUCCGGUGAUGCAUAGGAUUCAUACUUCUGGCAAGGUAAAAAAUGAAUUCUUAAAAAGGGAACAUUCUAAAUACGUGAUGAUUCUCAAAUAAGAUUUUAGGAGGGCAUAUGGCUUGAUAAUAGGCCCCUCAGCAAAAUAUAUCUAUCGCUAUUCGAUGUUGUAAGGAAGAAACUGUUAGGAAACCUGGAGUUUUAUAAUUGAAUGUGAGUCCGUCU